GGACGUCUGUGUAAGUGUGAGAGCAUCAUGGUGGCAUUUAAAGGAGUCUGGACUCAGCCCUUCUGGAAAGCUGUUUCGGCAGAAUUUCUGGCCAUGCUCAUUUUUGUCCUCCUCAGCCUCGGCUCCACGAUCAACUGGGGUGGGGCAGAGAAGCCCCUGCCUGUAGACAUGGUCCUUAUCUCCCUCUGCUUUGGACUCAGCAUUGCAACCAUGGUGCAGUGCUUUGGACACAUCAGUGGAGGCCACAUUAACCCUGCUGUGACUGUGGCAAUGGUCUGCACAAGGAAGAUCAGCCUCGCCAAGUCCGUCUUCUACAUCCUUGCCCAGUGCCUGGGAGCCAUCGUGGGCGCAGGCAUCCUUUACCUCGUCACACCGCCAAGCGUGGUAGGAGGCCUGGGAGUCACUGCGGUACAUGGGGAUCUUUCCGCCGGCCAUGGACUCCUGGUGGAGUUGAUAAUUACAUUCCAGCUGGUUUUUACUAUUUUUGCCAGCUGUGAUUCAAAACGAAGUGAUGUCACCGGUUCAGUAGCUUUAGCAAUUGGAUUUUCUGUUGCAAUUGGACAUUUAUUUGCUAUCAAUUACACCGGUGCCAGUAUGAACCCUGCUCGAUCAUUUGGACCUGCUGUCAUUAUGGGGAGAUGGGAAAACCAAUGGGUAUAUUGGGUGGGACCAAUAAUAGGAGCAGUCCUUGCUGGUGCUCUUUAUGAGUAUGUCUAUUGCCCAGAUGUUGAACUCAAGCGCCGUUUUAAAGAUGUCUUCAGUAAGGCUACCCAGCCGUCCAAAGGGAAGUACAUUGAGGUGGACGAUAACAGGAGCCAUGUAGAGACGGAUGACCUGAUCCUAAAGCCUGGCAUAGUUCAUGUGAUUGAUAUCGACAGGGGUGAGGACAAGAAGGGAAAAGAUCCAUCCAGCGAGGUGUUGUCUUCUGUAUGA
Molecule: messenger RNA, 933 nt
Organism: Egretta garzetta (little egret)
Lineage: Eukaryota; Metazoa; Chordata; Aves; Pelecaniformes; Ardeidae
Gene: AQP4
Product: aquaporin 4
Exons: 4
Coding region: 28-933 (301 amino acids)
Biological process (GO): transmembrane transport
Cellular component (GO): plasma membrane; basolateral plasma membrane
Molecular function (GO): water channel activity
Source: RefSeq, a predicted model, not a curated record